ACUAAAGCAGAGCAGCAUUGCCUUUUGAUUGAAAGAUCAUUCAUUCAAUCCAGUACUCUGUUCAGUUGCUCAUUCCAUUUUUGCCAGCUUUUGCCAUGGCGAAGACCAUGUGUUCUGGCAAACUACUUUCAUUUUCGAAGGACAAAUCUUAUCUCGUCGGAUCAAUUGUUUCUUUCCUAAUCCUUUGUGGUUUAUGGUCAGUUCUCGAUCAUUCUUGGUCCGGUGCUUCUGCUUCAGCCAUGGAGAAACCCAGAUACUCUGUUCUUGGCAAAGACGAACAGAGUAUUAAUCGAAGCAAAAAUCCGGACCCGCCGGAGAAGACAUUCUACGAUGACCCAAAACUCAGCUACACUUUCGGGUCGCCGCCAAAAGACUGGGACGAGAAGCGGCGAGUGUGGAUGAAGCUCCACCCGUCCAUCGCCGCUGGAGACGGCGGCAAGGUAGUGGUGGUGACAGGAUCGCAGCCGCAGCCGUGCGAAAGCCCCGUCGGGGACCACUUGCUUCUGAGACUGUUCAAGAACAAGGUAGACUACUGCCGAAUCCACGGCUGUGAGGUCUUCUACAACAACGCGUUCCUCCACCCCAAAAUGCCGUCCGUUUGGGCCAAGCUGCCGCCCGUCCGGGCGGCGAUGGUGGCGCACCCGGAGGCCGAAUGGGUCUGGUGGCUGGACUCCGACACCGUUGUCACAGACAUGGAGCUUCAGUUACCCCUGGAGAAGUACAGGAACCACAACUUGGUCAUCAAUGGAUGGGAAGACAUGGUCUACGAGAAGAAAAGCUGGUUCGGAUUGAACACCGGGAUUUUCCUGAUCAGAAACUGCCAAUGGUCGAUGGAUUUAAUCGAAGUUUGGUCGAGCUUCGGCCCGUUGAAUCCCGAUCAUGAAAAACUGGCGAAAACCAUCGUCCCAGAGGUCAAAGACAAGCUUUUCUCCAACUUAGACGAACAAUCGGCUCUGGUUUACUUACUGUCGAAGGAGAAAGAAAAAUGGGGAGACAAAGUUUACAUAGAGAACGGGUACAGUUUUUCUGGGUAUUGGCUGGAAAUUGUCGACCGGCUGGAGAGCAUCAGCCGGCGGUACGCGGAGUCGGAGAGGGCGGACGCCGGGCUGAGGCGGCGGCGGUCCGAGAAAGUGAGCGGGCUAUAUGCGGCACUGAGGGAGAGGUAUUUAAAGGGUACUCAUGACGGAAAAGGUGGGUGGCGGCGGCCGUUUAUCACCCACUUCACGGGGUGUCAGCCCUGCAGCGGGCAUUUCAGUCCGUCGUACACGGCGGAGUCUUGCCGGAGUGGAAUGGAGAGGGCUCUGAAUUUUGCGGACAACCAGGUUCUUCGGAAUUAUGGGUUUUUUCGUCCAGACUUGCUGAAUUCUUCGUUCGUGUCGCCGCUGCAGUUUGAUUCUCCGUGACGGACGAUCUUCCCGCCGGAUGUCGAAGGAGAAUAUCUACUGGUUUUUUUUUUUUUAUUUCCUUUCCUU
Diospyros lotus (date-plum) is the source of this 1472-nucleotide messenger RNA. RefSeq names its product galactomannan galactosyltransferase 1-like. Bases 96 to 1403 code for a protein of 435 amino acids. Gene Ontology annotation, cellular component: trans-Golgi network; endosome; membrane. The record is from RefSeq and is a predicted model, not a curated record. Gene Ontology annotation, molecular function: galactosyltransferase activity. The transcript has a single exon. Lineage: Eukaryota; Viridiplantae; Streptophyta; Magnoliopsida; Ericales; Ebenaceae.